This is a messenger RNA of Letharia columbiana, 1785 nucleotides long. RefSeq lists its product as uncharacterized. Gene Ontology annotation, molecular function: glutaminyl-tRNA synthase (glutamine-hydrolyzing) activity. Gene Ontology annotation, biological process: mitochondrial translation; glutaminyl-tRNAGln biosynthesis via transamidation. NCBI's taxonomy places the organism in Eukaryota, Fungi, Ascomycota, Lecanoromycetes, Lecanorales, Parmeliaceae. The transcript is spliced from 3 exons. Bases 1 to 1785 code for a protein of 594 amino acids. The record is from RefSeq and is a predicted model, not a curated record.
AUGUUCGUACUUCCAUGCUCGACGGGUCAGCGACUUGCAGCUUCUCCAUUGCGGUCCGGCACUACUCAUCAAUGGCAGGCUCUUCGUAUCACCUCAUUGCAACAGCAAUGGAGCACACCAAUUCCUCACGCGAGGUCUUUACAAACAGAGGCUACACAAGUUAGCCAUGUGCCUUUUCGCAAGCAGUUGAAAGACGAGGCGAAGAGAAAGCGGGAUGCUCAGAGACUUGAUGCCGUACGGGGGAAUACUCAGGACACCUGCAAGAAUAGCAAUGAUUCGAGUUCGAAGAAAUGGAAGUUGACCGUGGGCCUUGAGGUACAUGCACAGCUCAAUACUGAGCGCAAGUUGUUCUCAGAUGCAAUGACAUCUGAGGAUUGCGCGCCGAACGCCCAUGUUGCCGUCUUUGAUCUCGCUUUUCCUGGAACCCAGCCAGAAUUUCAAAAAGCUACCCUCCUCCCAGCCCUGCGUGCUGCUCUAAGUCUCGAUUGUGAGAUUCGUCAGAGGAGCCAGUUUGAUCGCAAGCACUAUUAUUAUCAAGAUCAGCCUGCAGGCUACCAGAUUACACAAUACUAUUCGCCUUUUGCAGUGAGCGGAAAUGUCCAUGUCUACGAUCAUGAUGGCAUUGCGCCUGAGGAUGGAAGAAUCGUCAACCUUGCCAUCAAGCAGAUUCAGAUGGAGCAAGACACAGCGAAAUCAAAUCUACAGCCACCCUCAACUACUCUGCUGGACUUCAAUCGUGUCGGACAUCCUCUGAUCGAAAUCAUCACUCAUCCUCAAAUCCAUCACCCUCAGACUGCGGCAGCCUGCGUCAGAAAGAUACAGUCCAUCCUACAAGCUGUGAAUGCUGUCACAAAAGGUAUGGAACUGGGAGGGUUGAGAGCCGACGUCAAUGUCUCCGUAAGCCCUCAAGGUAGCGAAGCGCUGGGCCAGCGCACCGAGAUCAAGAAUCUGAACAGCUUCAAGGCUGUUGAGCAUGCCAUCACUGCAGAGAGAGAUCGGCAAAUUGCAAUACUGGAGUCUGGUGGAUCCGUAGAGGGGGAGACUCGUGGAUGGACGCUGGGAAGUACCGAGACCGAGAAGCUUCGUGGGAAAGAGGGCGAAGUGGAUUAUCGGUACAUGCCAGAUCCGGACAUAGCACCGCUCAUUAUUGACCAAGAUCUCAUCGAUCACAUUGAGAGGACUCUUCCCAAGCGUCCAGACGAGAUAAUCGCAGAUCUUAUGACCGUCUGCGAGCUGACUAUGAAGGAUGCAAAAUCCUUGAUGUCCCUCGACAAUGGUGAGCGGUUAGACUAUUUCGACACUGUGAGGACAAUGUGGGCCUCCGAAAAGAACGAUCCCAUCUCAGCUCCGCGUCUCUCCAAAAUUGUUGGAAAUUGGGUCCUUCACGAACUUGGUAGUCUUCUCAAUGCAGCCAAUGUUCCCUUUUCCCCAACAAUCGUUCCACCUAGGUCUAUGGUUUCCAUUCUCCAGAAUUUGGAUGAGGAAAAGAUUACGGGAAGUACAGCGAAAAGACUCCUUGCAAUGUCAUUUGACGGCGACGAACGAGACGUAAACACGAUCAUCGACCAAGCCAAUUUGAGCCUGCGACGUCUGUCCCGGGAGGAAUACAUCAUGAUGGCGCAAGCUUUGCUUGACAAGGAUCCUAAGAAAGUUGAACAGAUUCAAAAGGGGAAGCAGCUUGGGAAGCUCAAGUUCUUCGUCGGACAGAUGAUGCGCCAGGGGUCAGGGACAAUAGAAGCUCAAAAGGCCGAAGCCGUGCUCAAGGAGCUUUUGGGUCUCCAGUAA